ACAAAUAUAGUCGGACUGAAAAGAGAGUUCCUUAGAUGCUCUUCAUGUGUUCUUGUGCGCUUGCGCAGUAGUAAAAAACAUGGUAGAAGGGGUAGAAAAUCAGUAGUGGGGAGUCCGAAAGCAUUGAAGCAACUGAGGAACUCUUUUCUCAGUUCGACAAUACUGUGUUUUAAGGAAUAGAACAUCCUAGAACAUUCUUUGCACUAUUUAAAGUAUUGUUAGACGCAAAAAUUAAACAGUAAUUGAAAUAUCUUGUAUCAAGAGAUUUACAUAAACAUAACCUCAAUUUUUUUUUAACUCCAAAACAUUCAAAAAACAAGUUUACAUAAACAUGUCAAACGAACGAGGUCUUUUACUCUGUUAUAAUCGUGGCUGUGGUAAAGAAUUUGAUCCUGAUAACAAUGAACCUGAUGCCUGUGUUCAUCAUCCCGGAGCUCCAAUUUUUCAUGAUGCUUAUAAAGGAUGGUCAUGUUGUAAUAAAAAGUGUACAGAUUUUACUGAAUUUCUUAAUAUAAAAGGAUGUACCAAAUCUUAUCACACUAAUCAAAAGCCAGUAGAACCUGAAAAACCACCAGUGGAUAAAUCUAAAGUUGACGAAGUAAUAGAAUAUCGUGCUCCUGUUCACAAUGUACCUGCUAUGAAAAGACCACCUUUUGAAACACCUCAAAUCAUUAUGACACCAGUUGUAUCUUCAACUCUUUUAGAACAAAUCAAAGGACUUAUUGCAAAUGAACCAUCGACAGAAGAUAAAUCAAUUGUUAAAAUAGGUGAAAGUUGUAAAAAUAAACCAUGUAAGGCUAGUUAUCAAGGACCACAGUCUGAUUCCGAGACUUGUACUUAUCAUCCUGGAGUUCCAAUAUUCCACGAAGGGCUUAAGUUUUGGUCGUGUUGUCAGAAGAAGACUACAGACUUUGGAGUAUUUCUUGACCAACCAGGAUGUACACAAGGAACUCAUUUAUGGCUUGUAAAGAAUCAAGGGAAGAAAAUUGAAUGUCGAAUGGAUUGGCAUCAAACUGGGUCAUUUGUUGUUGUGUCUAUUUAUGCCAAAAAAUACAAUCCAAAUAAAUCGUCAGUAAAAUUAAAUCCCAUUCGAUUAACAGUUGAUCUCUUUUUCCCUGAAGAAGAUUCUUCAUAUUUAAUGGAUGUUGAAUUAAGAGGAAUUAUUGACGUAGAUAAAAGUUCAGUGAAUAUGUUGCCAACAAAAGUAGAAAUUAAAUUAAGAAAAGCAGAGCUGGGCUCAUGGUCAAAGCUAGAUUUUCCAGGGGAAGUAACUGCCAAUACCAAAAACGCACAAGAAAAGGAUGACAAGGAUGCUGUUGCUGACCGCAUUGAUGCUGUUGACUUGAAUGAUUUGUAAAAAUCAUGAAACAUUGUUAAUUUACUCAUUUUUUAAAUAAGUAUU
Molecule: messenger RNA, 1402 nt
Organism: Chelonus insularis
Lineage: Eukaryota; Metazoa; Arthropoda; Insecta; Hymenoptera; Braconidae
Gene: mora
Product: CHORD-like protein
Exons: 4
Coding region: 332-1357 (341 amino acids)
Source: RefSeq, a predicted model, not a curated record